UCCAGUUUAAAAUGCCACCGCGCGCCUGUAGCUCGCUCGGUGGAAACGCAAUCCAAGCGUUAAAUGAGUCACGCGCACCGCUACCUGGGCGCGCGCGCCGCGUCCUGCGGUCCGUCAGGUACCUGAUACACCGGCGCUCGAGCCUCAGGAUGAUUAACGACCUGCAUUACUGUGCGGACGCUGCUGCUGCUGCGCGCGUGGAUCAGUAAAAGUCCGUCUUUCCGUGUUGUUUGUUGCCGUUAUUUCUCUUACCGGAGGCAUGCAGCGGUGCGCUCCUCGCGCGCUCCUCUCUCUCACCUGCCUGGCAGCGUGUCUCCCGGGACACCGCGCGCUCGGCGUCUCCAACGGCUCCUCGCUGCACGAGCUGCUCGCGCUCGCGGAAGCCGGUUCGAACGGCUCGAGCCUGUACGCGCUGGACGACGGCGCGCUCGCGGACUGGCGCUCGCUGGCGGGACGGAAGCGCGAGGGCGCGGAGAGGGAGCACGCGGCGGUCCGGGCGCUGCUCAUCUUCAGCUACUCGGUGAUCAUCGUCGUGUCGCUGUUCGGUAACGUGCUCGUGUGCCACGUGGUGAUGAAAAACAAGCGCUCGCGCUCCGCCACAAGCCUCUUCAUCGCCAACCUGGCCGUGGCGGACAUCUUCAUCACCCUGCUGAACACACCGUUCACCCUGGUGCGCUUUGUGAACAGUACGUGGGUUUUCGGCAGAGGGAUGUGCCACAUCAGCCGCUUUGUGCAGUAUUGCUCUCUGCAUGUGUCCACACUCACACUCACGGCCAUCGCGCUGGACAGACGGCAGGUGAUCCUGUAUCCUCUGAAGCCGAGGAUGUGCACCGGUCAGGGUGCUGUGUGUAUCGUCUUCAUUUGGCUCAUGGCGAGUUGUUUCUCGCUGCCACACGCCAUCUUCCAGAAACUCUUCACCUUUGUCUACAGUAAGGACAUUGUUCGCUCUCUGUGUGUGCCGGAUUUUCCCGACCCGUCUGAACUGUACCAUCAGUACCUGGACUUGGCGACCUUCAUCCUGCUGUACGUGUUGCCGCUCCUCAUCAUCACGGCGGCGUACUCGGCCGUGGCGCGUCGUCUGUGGCGCCGUAACGCCAUCGGUGACGUCACCAGCGAGCAGUACUUCCUCCAGCGCAGGAAGAGGAAGAGGACCAUCAAGAUGCUGGUGCUGGUGGUUCUGGUGUUCGCCGUGUGCUGGUUCCCGUUAAACUGCUACGUGGUUCUGCUGUCGAGUCACGCCAUCCACUCCAACAACGCCGUGUACUUCAGCUUCCACUGGCUGGCCAUGAGCUCCACCUGCUACAACCCCUUCAUCUACUGCUGGCUCAACCAGAGCUUCAGGGCCGAGCUCACCUACCUACUGAGCAUGUGCAGGAAAGGGCGAGCCAGGGGGCGGGGCAGCAGCGGGCGAGGGGAGGAGCCGGACGAGAGGCCUCCGCCGCUUAACGGCUGUCACAGAGCGGCCUGGCCGGAAAGCCACGCCUCCUCACAGCCGUCCGAUCACAAAGAGAGCCACGCCCUCAGGACCACCUCUCUCGGCCAAUCAGGGAAGACCGAUAUCCUGUCCGUCGAGCCGAUUGUCACCGUCGGCUGAUUACUUUAAUUUAAUACGUUCAUUUAUUGAUUCGUUUUGUCUUUUUUUCCAGAAAAGAGAAAGGGCCACCAGUGCGGGCGAGCUUCAUGACACACGCAUGAGCUCUGAAUAUUGAAUAAUUAUAUUUAUGGAAAAAGCUUACAACAGUGUUUACAAAAUAGAGUUUAUAAAAGUUUUAUAACCUUUGAACUUGUAUUAAUAUAAAAGUAAACUAGGACUUCAUAACACACUCAUGUGCACUUUAAUACUGGAUCGUUUAUGAGCAGAGUACAGCAGUAUUUAUGAGAUGAAACAAUGUUUAUUUUGAUGUUAAAGGAAAAUAAUUUUGUAUUGAUUUAUAGCAUUAUAGAAAGCUUUUAUAAUGUUGGAGAAACGUGGAAAAGUCGUGAUUGAAGCAUAACGUUGGUGGGAAUCUGUGGAAGCGUUGGAGAACUUCACAAAUCUUUCCUUAAAAAAAAAAAAACACUAAAAUUCCUGUGGGAUUCAUCUCUGUCAAAGCGUGUUUCAGCUGUAAUUAUUUCCUGUUCAUUGCUCCGCCCCUCUUGUUUGACGGACAGCCCGUCUUUGCAUCUGUACAUGAUGUGUUUGAUGUAUUGAUUCAUCAUGUGAUUGAUGAUGUCACUUCAGAAAGUGUAUAUAUAUUAUAUAGCAUCCAUAAAGUAUGUUUUUA
This is a messenger RNA of Pangasianodon hypophthalmus (striped catfish), 2264 nucleotides long. Its product is annotated as G-protein coupled receptor 83. Gene Ontology annotation, cellular component: membrane. Bases 260 to 1594 code for a protein of 444 amino acids. Gene Ontology annotation, molecular function: neuropeptide Y receptor activity. Lineage: Eukaryota; Metazoa; Chordata; Actinopteri; Siluriformes; Pangasiidae. The transcript is spliced from 4 exons. Gene Ontology annotation, biological process: neuropeptide signaling pathway. The record is from RefSeq and is a predicted model, not a curated record.